CUGUAUUUGCUGUCUCUCAAACCAGUGUGUUGUUGUUUCUCCUCCAGGAAGGCGGACUCAUCAAGAGAGCGGUCACAAACGGAAACACGACUGUUGAAGCCAUCAAGGUAUCCAUUGCUCAUGUAGGAAACGGUUUGAAUCCUCUGAGUGGCUGCGCACCAGUCAGUUUUCCCAGCAUGCCUCAGUCCUCCGUCCCCUCCCGAGCUCCCAGCUUCAGACAACCUGCGGUCGCCUCAUUUCCUGAAAUGCUCAACAACCUAGAGGACACAGAGCUGAUGGGAGACGACCUGGACAGCCUGCUCGACGACUUCCCUGAGGUGCAGGCCCCGACUGAGACCCUCACCCAGGCAGUAUUCCCAGCCCUCCCUUUCAUCCUUCCCCCUCCGACCCCUCAGCUUCCCCCGGCCUUCUUCAGCUCCUCCGUCAGCGAGCUCAACUCCCUGGACUCCUUCUGCGGGGUCAUCAGCACCAACACUGGGGCCCUGGACGCCCUGGACGCCCUGGAUCAUCCAGACUUGACCUUUGGGAUUAGCAUUUCUCCAGAGUUGCCGUUGCCCUCCGCGGCGCUGGAUGGUCUGGAUGAUCUGGAUUGCCUGGAUGACUUAUUGGAUAACGUUGCUGCUGGGAAUGAGUCCAUCUGUAAAGUGGAGGCAGGGGAGAAGUCUCUGGACGAUCUGCUGGAUGAACUGGAUCCUCCGGAGUCCGUUUGUGUUUCAGGAGGUCAGCGUGCCGUGGAGGAUCUCGACUCUCUGGAUGUCUUGGAUUCUUUUCCCUCGGGUGAAGGUGUUACGCCCAUUUUUCCACCAGUCUCCUUCGGGGCGGCAGGCCUGGACACGCUCUCCGAUUUCCGCUCCACCGGUAUCUCAGGCUCUCAGACUGCUGCAGCUCCAGUGAUGCGAUCUCAAAAGAAGACCUCCAAAGCAACCAAGGAGAAGAAAACCCCCCCGCAGCUUGCAGUCACUCACCCGUUAUCCUCCACCCACGAGUUCCUGCAGGCCUGCACCGCCUGUUUCCCUCAGAGAGGUACGUCCAUGUUCUUCUCUUAA
Messenger RNA from Notothenia coriiceps (black rockcod), 1046 nucleotides. RefSeq lists its product as uncharacterized. The transcript is spliced from 6 exons. The coding region runs from base 177 to 1046 and encodes 289 amino acids. The record is from RefSeq and is a predicted model, not a curated record. Lineage: Eukaryota; Metazoa; Chordata; Actinopteri; Perciformes; Nototheniidae.